Molecule: messenger RNA, 3887 nt
Organism: Amaranthus tricolor (Joseph's coat)
Lineage: Eukaryota; Viridiplantae; Streptophyta; Magnoliopsida; Caryophyllales; Amaranthaceae
Product: putative hydrolase C777.06c
Exons: 12
Coding region: 156-1208 (350 amino acids)
Source: RefSeq, a predicted model, not a curated record
CCAACAAGGCACAAUGCAGUCUUUACGGCUUCGUUUCUCACCGCAAAUCCAGAGUAAUGAAUUGAUCUCUCUAUUCUUAAUUGGGGGAAUUUCUUAUUUCUCUUAUUGGUGGGCUGUUCUUUGUAAAUUCAGUGUAUUGGAAAUUAGUAUUGAAAAUGGUGGUAUUUCUAAGUACAGUUCGUCCAAUUCCCUAUUCUUUAAGUAAUUUAGCAAAUCAAAAUCUCAAAUUCUCUCUUUCAAAGUUGCUGAUUUCAGUUCCUACAAAUGGGUUUGCCUCGCGGAUUCUCAAACGAUCCUUUCAGGCAUCUCUACAAUCUGAAUCUACAAGCAACAGUCCUGUGACACCAUUUGGAGAAUCUGAAAUCAUAUUUGUGGGGACAGGAACAAGUGAGGGUAUUCCACGUGUAAGCUGCUUGACUGAUCCUGUCAAGAUUUGUUCGGUAUGCAAGAAAGCUACUGAGCCAGGUAGUAAAAAUAAGAGACUCAACACAAGCCUAUUGAUCCGUUCUAAUGGACCUUCUGGGACGCACAAUGUUCUUAUAGAUGCAGGAAAAUUUUUCUACCACAGUGCUCUCCGUUGGUUCCCCACCUAUGGGAUAAGAACAAUUGAUGCGGUAAUUAUUACUCAUUCUCAUGCUGAUGCUAUUGGAGGUCUUGAUGAUCUUCGAGACUGGACAAAUAACGUUCAGCCUUCCAUUCCAAUAUACGUUGCAAAGCGUGAUUUUGAGGUGAUGAAGAAGACUCAUUUUUAUCUGGUUGACACAAGCGUAAUUAUAAAAGGUGCCGCUGUCUCCGAGUUGCAGUUCCAUGUUAUUCAAGAGGAGCCUUUCAUUGUGCAUGAUCUGAAGAUUACUCCGUUGCCAGUGUGGCAUGGUCAAGGGUAUCGUUCUCUCGGUUUUCGUUUUGGCAAAGUUUGUUACAUAAGUGACGUUAGUGAUAUCCCCGAUGAAACUUAUCCACUUUUGGAGGAUUGUGAGCUUCUAAUUAUUGAUGCUUUGAGACCUGAUCGUUCUUCUGCAACCCAUUUCGGACUUCCUAGGGCAUUGGAUGAAGUGCGAAAGAUUCAACCGAAGAGGACACUUUUCACUGGCAUGAUGCACCUGAUGGAUCACGAAGAAGUUAACGAUUACCUGUUGAGUUUGAAGGAUAAAGAAAACCUUGAUGUGCAAUUGAGCUAUGAUGGGCUUCGAGUGCCUGUAAAUCUCUAGCCAAUUUUCUCUAGCGGAUAAUUAUACAUUCAACAACAAUGAUUCCUCAAAUUCAAACGCAAAGCCUCAUGCGAAUUGCGUCAAGGGUCCUGCAGAAGGUAUUUUUUUGGUGAUAACAACUUUCACUUUGUACAGUUCAUUGAGUUGCUUAUUGUACUGUGGAUUGGGGAAUUCGAAUGUGUUUUCGGGGUGAGACAUUUCUCAUCGGUUCAAAUUCAAUUGUAUUUGUGACAGCAUACUCAGGGCUGCAAAAGACCUGGGUAAAACAUGGAAUGACCUCGAACGAGCUUUUGUAGUUGGUUGCUCGAGCAUCAUUCAUGAUACAAGCUCAAUUUCAAGCUUGAAUUGGGCUCAAAUAAUACUAAUAAUCAUCUAUAGUUUGUCACUGUGAUAGAAUGAUUCUUAAAAAGAAAGCAUCACUGUACUAAAUAGGCUAUUUUCUGUUUGAUGACCAUAGAAGGAUUCUUGAAGUGGAGUCUCCAAGAGCUUCAAAAGCUCUUAGGGUUGAGGAUAAUGUGUCUCAAAAAAUGUAUUCAACAUUUUCAAGUGUACCACAUUGAAGUAGGCAAGUGAAGCCUAUAAAAAUUAAACUGAAGAAUGUGAUUAUGUGGCUUAUGUUCUUAAGGUUGCAAGUGAGGUAGAGAAGAUUUAUGAUCUCAACUUAUAUAAUAAAGCCAUGAUUUCACUAGGUGCAAACAAGUGGCCAUCAACCAUAAAGCAAGACAUAGUCUUUUUUGAUCUGAAUAAGACUUGAUUUUGGAGUGCAUGUCUGUCAUUAAGAAGGAUGGAUUCCUAAGGAAGACUCCAUCUACAAAUAAAUGGUAGUUGCAAAAUGUUAUUCUCAAACUAAAGAUAUUAUUUACCCAGAGGUGUUCUCUUGGAUGUGAAACAUCUGUUCUAUAUGGGAAAAUGGAAGAAUAAAUAUGCAUAAAGAAAUCAUAUUAUUUUGAGAUAGUAGGUAAAAAACAUUAAGUAUUGCCAGAAAAGUCUCUUUAUGGCUUAAAGCAAAAUCCAAGACAAUGGUAAAAGGUUUAAUUCCUUCAAGGUGUCACAUGGUUUUGCAAGAAGGUUUUCGAGAGGCCUACAUGAAGAGUACAUGUGUCGAGUCCUUGAUUUAUCUCGUGUUUUAUUUGGAUGAUAUAUGUAUAUGUUGGUUACAUAUAAUGAUAUGCUUAAAGUGGUGGCUUUGAAGAAGCUUUUUUAUCGAGUGAGUUUGAUACGUAGGAUCUUGGUGAGGAUAAGAAAAUACUCGGUAUUAACAAAUGUGUUUUGUAUCUUACUUAGAGAACAUUGAGAAGGUGCUACUAAGCUUCUCCAUUGAAAGUGCGAAGAUUGUUUUUAUUCCCCUUAGUUCUCAUUUUAUGCCAUCAAGAGAUCUUUGUCCAUUGAUCGAACAAGAGGAAGUUUGUUGGAAGGACAUCCUUACAUAAAUAUUGUUGGUAGUGUAAUGUAUGACAUGAUGUAUUCAAGGCGGACAUUGCUCAAGCUAUGAGCAUGUUGAGUAGAUAAAUGACAUUGGAAUGCGGUGAAAUGGUUGUUGAGGUAUUUGAAAGCAACCUAAAUUGCAUGCCUCAAGUUUGGUAGAGACAAAAGUGGUUUAAUUGAGUUUUGCAAUUUAGAUCAUGGGGUGACUUGAGUGUUAAAAAAUCGAUAUUCGGGUUUGUGUUCACAUUGAGUGCUAUCAUGUUAAUUUUGGAAUCUUCACUAUAAGAUGUAAUGGCAUAACUACAAUCAAUGUUGAGUUCAUCGCCAUUAGCAAAGUGGUUGAAGGGUCAAAUUGGAGAAAUACGUCCUAGUUUGGGUUUGAUGAAUGUGCAUUGUCAUAGUUAAAGUGCGAUCCAUUUAUAAUCAAAACACAUUAGAAGAACCAAACACAUAUUGACAUCAAAUAUCACUUUAUUCGAGAUAAGAUCAAGACGAAGCAGUUGAGUUUGAUGAAGAUUGUUAUGGAGGACAAUCCAAUGGAUAUGAUGAUUAAGACUUUGCCUGUUGAAAAGUUCCAAUUGUAUGUGGACUUUGUUGGUCUUUCACCUUGUUUAAUGUAAGGCCCUUGAAGGGCUUGUGGACAUAUGUAUGUAAUUUACACCUGUAGAUGAGGAGGUGUUAGGUGCGGUUUAUUUUAUUAUGUUUAGUGGUGAUGUGGUAUGAAGGUUAUAAAAAACGUAGCUUGUGAGACUCAAGUAAAGGCGAAAGAUUGUUGUAUAUGCCUAAAGUUGAUGGUCAGUUCAUGUGUGGACAUAGCAUCUAAGUGUUUGAGAUUAAUUGACUAUGUAUAAUAGUUAUUUUGGAAACCCAAAACGGUAAAUUGAACAAAGGAGGAAAAUUUAAAGCUUUUGGGCUGAGGAAUAAGUUUUGCACAAAUAUUAUAAGUUAGUUUAACUACUAAAGAUUGAAAUAUAAAUUUUAAAUUGUAUGAGUGAUAUUAAAAUAGAGAAAAAAAAUAGGUACAAUAAUUAAUGAAAGACAUUACGAAAAAAAAAUAUAGCAUAUUAAAUGUGAUGAAAUUAAAUAAAAAAAUAUAACAAAUUUAUGGACACUAAAAAGUAUUUCCAAAACAUGUUAUCCAUCAAUAAAGAAAUUCCGACCAUAUGAUUAGCCCAAAAGGUAUAUGAAAAAAAAAAAUGGAGUAGAACAUGAUACAUAAAUUAAACAAAAUAUUAAAUAUACACCAAGAAUUGC